This is a messenger RNA of Oryza sativa Japonica Group (Japanese rice), 1686 nucleotides long. Its product is annotated as nicotinate-nucleotide pyrophosphorylase [carboxylating], chloroplastic-like. Gene Ontology annotation, biological process: NAD+ biosynthetic process; quinolinate catabolic process. NCBI's taxonomy places the organism in Eukaryota, Viridiplantae, Streptophyta, Magnoliopsida, Poales, Poaceae. Gene Ontology annotation, molecular function: nicotinate-nucleotide diphosphorylase (carboxylating) activity. Gene Ontology annotation, cellular component: cytoplasm. The record is from RefSeq and is a predicted model, not a curated record.
GGCGGCUUCUUUCCUCUUUCGCUCCCCACACCCUUCUUUUGUCGCGCUGAUCCCCAGACGCCGGCGGCUACUGCGUUUGCGAUGCCCGCCGCCGCCGCCGCCGCCGCGCCGCCCAAUCCCAACGUUCUGCAGCUAGCCCCACGCCUCCGAGGCCUCGUCUCCUUCCCCUCCUCAUACUCCUCCUCAUCGCCGUUCUCCAACCGCCUCCGCCUCCGCCUCCCCCGCGCCGCCUCCAUGUCCGCCGAGGCGCGGGUGCCCGUGGCGCCGCCGGCCCACCCCACCUACGACCUCAAGGCCGUCAUCAACCUCGCCCUAUCCGAGGACGCCGGCGACCGAGGGGAUGUAUCUUGCUUGGCAACCAUACCUUCUGACGUGAAAGCUGAAGCCACCUUUAUUGCAAAGGAGGAUGGUGUUGUCGCUGGAAUAAGCCUAGCAGAUAUGAUAUUUAAGCAAGUUGAUCCAUCAUUGAAGGUUGAAUGGUUUGAAAGUGAUGGAAAUUAUGUCCAUAAGGGAUUGCAAUUUGGGAGAGUAUAUGGUUGUGCUCGCAACAUUAUUGUUGCUGAAAGAGUUGUGCUCAAUUUCAUGCAAAGAAUGAGUGGAAUUGCUACAAUGACAAAGGCCAUGGCCGACGCUGCUCAUCCAGCAUGCAUACUGGAAACAAGGAAAACAGCUCCAGGUUUACGCCUCGUUGACAAGUGGGCAGUACUAAUUGGUGGUGGAAAGAAUCACAGAAUUGGCUUAUUUGAUAUGGUUAUGAUAAAGGAUAAUCAUAUUUCUGUUGCUGGGGGCAUAACAAAUGCAAUGAAAUUUGUUGAUCGAUUCUUGGCGAAGGAAAAGCUUGCACUUCCUGUUGAGGUUGAGACAAGAACACUUCAGGAAGUAAAAGAUUUAUUGGAGUAUGCUGCUGAGAACAAUACCUCUUUAACUCGUAUAAUGUUGGAUAAUAUGGUUGUCCCUCUUGGUAACGGUGAUAUUGAUGUAUCAAUGCUCAAGGAUGCCGUGGAGUUGAUAAAUGGUAGAUUUGAGACUGAGGCAUCUGGAAAUGUGACUAUUGACACAGUGAAGAAAAUUGGAGAAACGGGGGUUACCUAUAUUUCAAGUGGAGCAUUAACACAUUCUGUAAAGGCACUUGAUAUAUCUCUUAAGAUAGACACUGAACUCGCUCUCCAAGUUGGAAGGCGCACAAAUCGCGCCUGACUCUACAGAACUAAUGUAACCUUGCAAGAUCUGCAGGGUGUUUCUGUGGCGUGGCUUGCCAGUCUAUCAAUCCAUGCCCUUCUCAUCAACUUGUAAGCGUUGAGUGUACAACAAAGAAUGUGUUUUCCCAUAUUUAUGGGAUAUAAACCAACACCACAUAAUACAGCAAAAUAAUAACAUUACCUUGUAGGCUUGCCUACCGUCCUAGCAUUUGUAUUUGGUAGAAAAAAAACUGCAGAUUGCGGCAAGUUAUCGAAUUUUACUCAGGUAUUAAUAAGACUUUUUGCACCAUGAAAAAUUAGCAAGCUGGACACUGUAAAUGGGAUGUGCGCGGCAUUGAACUUGCAGUUCUGCACUUGUGUUUGACCAAACAAACACUAUAAAAUGGUGAUGUUUGUGAUCUACAAAAGAAAAGGAAGUCUAACACAGCAGUGCAUUCUUUUUCAGAUUCCAUGUACUCGUAUUGAAUUCAUGUUCUCAAUUAUAGUA